Molecule: messenger RNA, 1634 nt
Organism: Owenia fusiformis
Lineage: Eukaryota; Metazoa; Annelida; Polychaeta; Sabellida; Oweniidae
Source: the annotation of a GenBank genome assembly
UAUUGAUAUUUCUAUACUACGUUUAUUACACGACUUAUAUUACAACCCAACGUAUGUUUUUAUUACCCGACGUUCUUUAUUACCUGACGUAUAUCACAACCCAACAUAUGUUUUUAUUAACCGACGUAUGCUAUUAUCCGACGUAUAUUACAACACAACGUAUGUCUUUAUUAACCGACGUAUGCUAUUACCCGACGUAUGUUACAACCCAAUGUAUGUUUUUAUUAACCGGCGUAUGUUAUUACCCGACGUAUAUUACAACCCAACGUAUGUUUUUAUUACCCGACAUAUGUUAUUACCUGACGUAUAUCACAACCCAACGUAUGUUUUUAUUAACCGACGUAUGCUAUUACCCGACGUAUAUUACAACCCAACAUAUGUCUUUAUUACCCGACGUAUGUUACAACCCAAUGUAUGUUUUUAUUAACCGACGUAUGCUAUUACCCGACGUAUAUUACAACCCAACGUAUGUUUUAUUACCCGACGUAUGUUAUUACCCGACGUAUAUUACAACCCAACGUAUGUUUUUAUUACCCGAAGUAUGUGACGUAUGUUUUUAUUACCCGACGUAUGUUAUUAUCCGACGUAUAUUACAACCCAACGUAUGUAAUUAUUACCCGACGUAUGGUAUAACCCGAUGUAUAUUACAACCCAACGUAUGCUAUUAUUACCCGACGUAUGUUAUUACCUGGCAUCUACUGAAACCCAUUGUCUUCAUAACUAACUUGAUCCCAGUUAGUCCCAGCUCUUUCAGCGUGGACAUCAGGAGCGGAAAGUCGCUCUUAUCAAUAUUCUUAAAGCGUCCCACCACUAGCACAGUACUGCUAGAAUUCUUAACUGGUUGAGACCUGAAAGUCAGAGAGAGCAAAUGUGAGGCACAAAUUGAAUGUUUUAUUCUUACAAAGAAGUCGGUUUGCGGUCGUACCCCUUUAUGUUUUUCUGUCACUCAUGUUUUCUUUAUACAAUGAUUAUAUUACUUCCCGGUAAAUCAAACAGGUGAUUAUAACUGAUUUUAAAAAAGAACAUUCUUAAAAAUUGAUCCACCUAUUUGUCAAAAUUAUUAAUCGUAUUUACUUGGUCGUCCACUUAUUUUAUUCUUUAUCGUUUUUUAUUUAAGCCCUGGACUUAUUGCUAUGUGUAUUGACCAUUCCUUGAAGGCGCUGCUUUCCAAAAUUUGCACGAGAUGCGCAUCAUUGAUAGGAAACAAUGCCUGAAAGGAAUGGUCAUUCUACAAUGCAGUGAGUCUUGGGCUGAAAUUCUUUUCACAUAUUGCAAAAUAUUUUCUACUGUGCCACGAAAUCAGUAAAAAAGAACAUAUUUUCACUGAAACUUUGCAAUGAUCAAGUUGGUAAAGCAUCAAUUCAAAAGUGAAGAUACCUUGACAACCACAUAAGGAGUGACCUUGGAUGCGUGAUUGGUGACAUAAUACAUAGCAGUAAUAUGAAACACUCUGGAAUCGGACACACCUUGCCUAGCCAUGUGUGAAUCAUUAAUUAUGUACUCGCAUUUAUCAUUAAACUGUUCAAAGAUGUAUUGUAGAUUUCAUGCAUAUAAUACUACCCACAUAAUGCGACAAGUUAAAAAUGAGAUAAUUAUCUAUGUUCAUGUUUAACAUAUUUUGCACAUAAAUACAU